AUGUCGAAUCACUUCCAUGACACCGCAAAGUCGGGCUGUGGAACAGGAACCAAUGAGUUGUAUGACCGUAUCCGCCCUUCUUACCAAGCACCGGCAUCGUCUUUCAUUCGCGCGUCGCACGCCAUGAAUAUCGUGGAUCGAAGAAUUGGCGUUGGAACUGGCAUCUUCACCAGAGCCCUUCUGGCUCAACCUGAAUGGGAUUCCCCUGUCAAAGAGAUUCGAGCCAUAGAACCUAGUGAAGGCACGAGAAGCAUGUUCUCGAAAGUCGUGAACGAUGAACGCAUAAGCAUAAACCAAGGCACUUUUGACGCCACGGGAAUCGAGAGUGGCAGAUCUCACAGUCGUUGCACAGCCGCCGAGUUCGACCGCAUACUCAAACCGAAAAUCUGGAGGACAUCACAAGUAGUACAGGUAGGCAUCCACCGUUGGGAUCAAGCAGCGUGGGUAGCGCAAGUCCGCGAGAGGCUCGAACGUCACGAAGAAGGCACCCCUCAAUUUCGUCUUGGUCUCUUACCAAGAGGCAUUUCGGACGCCUCAUGA
Messenger RNA from Laccaria bicolor S238N-H82, 540 nucleotides. RefSeq lists its product as uncharacterized. The transcript has 4 exons. Bases 1 to 540 code for a protein of 179 amino acids. NCBI's taxonomy places the organism in Eukaryota, Fungi, Basidiomycota, Agaricomycetes, Agaricales, Hydnangiaceae. The record is from RefSeq and is a predicted model, not a curated record.